GUCGUCGUCCCCUUUGCCCCACAUUUUCGCUGUCGUUGUGAUUUGGCGAAAGCCGCGGGUCACCGAUGUUUACCAUUUCCGAGCUGCUACAUCCAAUCGCAAUGAGUUUCGAAGGACUGGUGUGAAAGAUGCUUUCGGUUGAGCUCGUUCCGGUGACAUGGGCUCUUGUCGCCAUCCCUACGUCAGUGGUUUUGAUUGUCGCUCUCGCUCUGUGCCUUUGUAAGCAAGGGGCGGACAAGUCGCUCAAUUUCUUGGGUGAGAACCACCAAGUAUUGAAUAAGAACUCGCCCGUCGCCUAUAAAGUUCAGAGCACAGACGACCAUCAGAAUGGUGACUUGCGGGGCGACUCUCCUCUAGAGAAAGUUUCCCUCCAUCCCAGCAGGCCAGUGACAGAACGUGCACUGCCAACGCCCCCAGGCCGACCGCAGUCUCUGCCUAAUCCCCUGCCUAACCCGGUCACAACCGCCUGGGAUGGCAGCGGCAGCAACAACAACAACAACAAUGGUGCCACGGCUGCUACAGACGGGCAAGCUCCCACGACACUCGUGCGUCCACACCGAAGGAACAAGGCUCACGCCCCGCCGCCACCGACCACGCCCUCGUCAUCUGCCGCCCCCAUCGUGCUUUCUGCCGGCAAGGGCACAGACACUCCGAGCGAGAGUUCAGAGUCAGAUCCCCUCUACUCGGUGGCAAACGUGCGUGCGCCCAGUUCUUCGGAGGACACCGCGCCGCCCGUCCCCGAAAAGCGCUUCGAUGUCACCGCCGAUGCAGUGGUGGAAAGUGCGCCGCCGCCUGUACUGGAAGAAAUGGUCACUUCAUUUCGACAAGUAAAUGCACCAGCGUCACCUGUGCCCGGCACAUCAACCCAUGGUGCUGCCGAUGCCUUUCCUGUACCACCUGCAUCCGAUUUACCUGGCAGCUCUGUACAACCUACAGGGAAAUCGGACUUGUCCUACACGGUGAUCUCUGUUCGUGAACCGCUGGCAAAAGUUCGCGAGGAGACCAUGAGACAGAAACCAGCACAGGCUGCAGCCGCAACCCAAGAGGCCUACUACACAGAGGUUCCCGAGGAAGAGCAGAUGUAUGCUGAAAUAGAGUCAGGCCACAACUCUGCCGGCUCGUCCGUCACGUACGCUCGCAUCGAGCCAAGGACGACCGAGCCGCACCCGCCAGCGCCCCCUACUGUCGAAAGCCUCAAGUCUGUUGCCCAGGCCCAUUCUAGACAAGCAUCGGUAACAUCUGCGUCAUCGCUCGGUGCACCCAGCCCAGACAUCGACAUCGGGAGCCUGUACACUGCAGUAGACAAGUGCAACAAGCAGAGGCAAACCAUCCACAUAUCAGAAGGCGUGGCAUCUGUCACAGAAGGCCCGGCUAACUUGGACGAGCUGUACGCCAAAGUUCACAAGCCCCAUCGCCAGCCUAUCUCUACAGCCAUCGCCUCGCAGGAAGAAGGGGUUGAGGCAAAGAAAUUCUUGGCAGCACCGUUGCACGAAGCUUUCCUGGUGCACGACAGGCCGCGGUCUAUGCCUCCAAACAUGGAGUCCGUUGUCUCGUGCACCAAUGUCACACUCGUACAAGAGUUAGAAGAGAAAAAAGAACUUGUCGAAGCACUUCCACCACCGCCAGAAGAAUAUGCGGAUCCCGCGUACGAAAGGGUUUACCACCAGGAUUCCAGCGAUACAGAUCCUUGCUAUGAGAGAGUGACUGGAGGGCAUGGAAGUGACGGCAUCUCGGACUCGGGCUACGAGAAGGUAGCCAAGAGGUUCGACAAGGAACCCGACUACGAGACGCUCCGCAAGGACGUCGCGACGGAGUAUUCGGAGGGGGCUACUGACCCUCAUUAUGAGCAGAUUAGGAAGAGUGACAAAGCAUCCGCCGUCUGCGAAGAUGAAGUGGCUACUAGCAGUCGCGGACUGACUCAACAGGACAGUGGCUCCACGGCAGACUACGGCUAUGAGAGGAUAAAGGGUCGCCGAGGUCUCGCCGAUGAUGAAGGAAGCGACCCGGGAUAUGAACAGAUUUGCAGAAGAGGAGAGGACGACACGAGCGACCCCGGCUACGAGCGUAUCCACAGGAGUCACAGCGACGCGUGCAGCCAAGCAGACAGCGAUCCCGGGUAUGAGAGGAUCAGGGAUAGGGGCAGUGGCGAUCGGUCGUGGCGCGGUCGCAGCAAGGGUGGUGACUUCAGCUACAAGAAAGCAGGCGCUCGCCCAGCCGCGGUCACCGCUGGCACCGCAAAGCAAGACAAUAAUGGAUCGAGCGACGAGACAUACGAGAGCGUCCAAGACAACAUAGUUCGAAAGCUUGGCUACAGCCUAAUGAAAGGAACCGGAAGCAGUACAGAAUCGCCGGUACCCAGUCCCGUUUGGAAGCAGGCGUCGGACGACAGCUCCACAUCGGAGCGUGGUGCUGAAGACAGCAGCUCGGAAGAGCCGGGCUACGAAAGGGUCAGGCACAGGGACGGAGCCGACGAUAGAUCCGUUGGCAGGCCGGCGUCAUCUACGAGCAGGUGUCUCGGUGUGCAGGCAAGAAUUUGGAGGUGCAGCGACAGUAAUCUCACGACCAGCGUGGAAACGGCAGAGCGUGCAACCAGCACGUACAGCCUCAAUGCGAACCUCGAUGACAGAGACAGUGAGCCUGCAAACAACACGAAUGGAGAUGCGGCGCUGUAUGAAGUCAUCAGGGGAUCCACGGACACAAGCCUUGAGCUUGUCACAGACAACGAACCAAUUCCCAUCAGUUGGGCACGCAACUCAGCGGGCCGUUCAUCGGAGCACAAAGAACGGGAGUAUAUCUUUUGAGACUUUGGCUGUCAUGAGGUUUUUAACUCUUCUUUAGUGCAAUGGCAUUCUUACCCCAUCUUGCGCGCGUUUUGAAUCAAAUGUGUGCGAGUGCUGCACACAUUGCCGGUGGGAAGUUUUGUCGGCUUCUUAAAACAUUUUAUGAAACUUCCUUUCGUGAAGGUUUACGUGAUUGUGUGUACCUAUUUGUGCAGAGAGGGUUGUUGCAAAUAGUUUUGCUUUGCAGGUGCUCAGCGCACGUGUGUUGCUCCAAGCUGUAAACAGUCUUUUGUACGUUGUGGUCUGUGUUAAACAGAGAGAUUGAGUUAUAAGAUAUGUUGAGAUGUUGCUUAUGUGGUUGGCAUUGUUGCUGUGAGUUGCGUUUAAGAAGCUUUUAGUAAUUAUGCCUGCAGGAACUGCAGUGUCUGUGCUUUUAUUUACACAUUAUAAUCAAAACAGGGUUAAGUGCAUCAUUUGCUGUUCUUUUUCAUCGUAAUGACGUGUUGCGAGGGGCAUUUGCAGCACAUACUCUCAGUUCCUUUUUUUUAGCUGGUUAUGCAUGCGAGUAUGUUUAAGGCGGGUGUUCACUCUUGUGCAAUAAUGGAGGUCGUGACAUCACACAUUCAUUGUCAUCGACCCUGUCAAUCAUUAUCAAUAUAAGGUCUUGAGACAUUAGACACCUAUAAAUGCAUUUCAUAGUGGUGCCGGCAAAUCAACACAUUAUUUUGUUGUCGACUGCUGAAAUAUUGUGUGUAGAGAGUGUCUAUAGGUCUCUCCUGUACAUAGCAUAAUGUGUUUUUCACUAGUACUUGUCAUCUGCAAAUAAUAUAAAAGAAGCAUAGUAAUGGUGAAAUAUCUGGAGGCGUUGCUGGCAACACCAAGGCACCAUUCUGAGUUUACUUAUUUUCUCAAGGACUUGGUUUAAAAGUACAACAGCAAUUUCCGAUCCAUGGAUGAACCAAUUAAAUACCACUAAAUAGUACACUCAAAUCUCGAUAUUACGAACCCAGAUAUAAUGUAAUAUUGGUUAUAACAAAUCAAAUGAAGAAUAGUCUUGCAUUAGAUAUAGUGUUAAUAUAUAUUUAUAACGGAUGUCUGGAUAUCACAAACUUAUAUUAUAUAAGAUGCAGCUUCAUUAUAACGAGGUUUGAGUGUAUUACCAUGUUUUAAAUUCACUGCACUCUCCUUAGACAGGGCUUCAGCUUUAAAAAAAGCAACCCUAUGCAGAAGGACUCCAAAAUCCUCAUCAAGAAUGCCUGUAUAGCUUAGGGAGGGAAUUUAUCGUAAACCUUUGAGAAGCAAGCACAGAACUUAACUGAUAUGGCACUUAAGUGUAUAUGCCUUUUUUUUUUUGUCGCGGUAUCACGAGUGCAUCUGGCAGUUCACUCAUUCCCGCUUAUUGGCUCGUGGUCAGAGGCAGCCAGUGUCUACUUUAUUCGUGAAUCAUUUGAUCAUUAUCAAUUCUGUGCUUUAAAGCUUGCCUGUUUCAAAAAAAUAGGCCAUGAGCAUUGAUUCAUCCAGAAAGCGUAAUUGCAUAGGCUUGUGUAAUCCAGGCAAGAUCAUUGUUGAGGACGAGCAUUGCCCGUUGUCAUUUUAUAUGGCAAUCUAGUUUUUAAUAUUUCACUGGAUGCAGAAAUUUCGGAUGAUACUGGUAUUUUUUUUUACGUUUCAUAAUACUUACACUGCGCACCUUUUACUUCGAGCCUUGAAAAACUUAUCCAAUAAACUAAGGAGGAAAAGGUAUAUUAAUCUGAAUUUGCUACUGAUCUUAUCAGUUUGUCCUGAGAUUUGUCAACAAUUUACUCUCUCACUGAAUAACUUUAUUUGUUCCUGAGGACGUGAUGCCACCCUGUUUUAAAAACUUUUCUAACCUCUUUUUAUAAAUUUCUCAUGAUUGUGACUGUGAAAAAAAAUUUUUUUAGCCGUCUUCUGCAAUCCGCAGCAUCUUCGCUACAUUCCGCAAAUUGCUCUAGUCUGUUAUAUUAACUACGCUUUCAUUUGGCGUACUCAUAUUUGCUACGUUUUGUUCAUUCCUACGUCACUAUGGUUUGGAAGUGGAAGGGGUUUAUAGUUUGUAGAUGCACUUCUUCUGACGGCAGUAAUUUAGAAAGGCGUUACUGAAAUUCACAAACUGUCACACUGUGUGGUAAGAUGCCAUCACUUUCACAGUUUCACAUUCACAUCACUUUCACAUCAUCAGUUUCACAACACUUUCACAUCACUGUCACAGGCUUGCGCGAGGACGAUUGUACUUUUGUGAGGAUUUCCAGUAAAAGCUUUUUUGUUCAACCGUCGUUAAUACUGCAAAUUAUUUUAAUAGAUUUCUGAUCCUGGCAUACUUUCAUUGUUUACUGCACGGUUAGAGAUAACUUGGCCACGUUCACUUGGGCAUGACCCAGAAUGCAGAAUUUGCAUAGAAUCGUAAGUGUGCCCAUUCAUGUGUGCACAUAACAAUGUGCAUAUAACCAGUGUACAGUGAUCUCGUUAACUAUUCACAGUGCCUCACCAAAAAAGUAUUAUUUGUGAUUUGGUGUUAGAAUUUGUGAUUCGGUACACUGACCUAUCGAAAGCGCAGAAAAUGUCGCUUUGAUGUUGCUGUCACUGACAGCAGUCGCCUGUCAGUGACCCGACGUGUCAGGUCUCCGACAUUUGGGACAGUGUCUUUUCCUGCCGUCAUGAAAUCAGAGUCAAUAUGCUUGUGCUCCAAUUAAUAUUUCCUCUGAGGAACAAAGUCUCUUGGGAAAGGCAUUUAGGCUGUUCUGAGUACACCAUUAUUUUGUGCCAUUUAUUUUUUCCUGCCAAGUAUCAACUUUUGCCAUAUACAGAUCAGCGUAACAGAGCCUGUUCAACGGAGUCGUUUACUGCAAUACGAAUCCACAUAUCCAACAACAUUAGAUAUAGUGCUGACUUCUGUUGUCACUUUGUUAAGAGAACACGUUGAAAGCGUUCUUCGGUUGCAUGAUUUAUUUUUGUAUGACGAAGCCUGCCAUAAUACCUUCAUUACGGUUGUUCAUAGUAUGCCUGCUUAUUGCAGGGGUGCAGCUAAUCGUUGCAAUCGAAAUUAUGCAUGCCUUCAUUAAUCAAGCAUGACGUGACGUUCCUGUGUAACCCGGUAUAUUGUUUUUACUUCUGCGCUGGAUUGUCUCCACUAUGCUAAACCUGUUCGUCCACAGCAUUCCAAACAUAGCAUUAGCACAGAAAUCGUGUUAUGUCUUUGGAAGCUCCUUUUUUCAAAUUCUCUGAUGUGUCCAAUAUAAAAAGUUCGCAGUGGUGAUUUGAAAGCAUGAAUUCUAUUAUGUGCUGACUAUUUUAUAGAUUUGUUCUACAGGCUUUCACGAUAGAUUUUAUCCAGUCGUGUCUUUAUGUACUUAUGUAAAAAAAAAAUUCAAUCCUGAAUUCAUUGCAGGUCGCUGCUUUGUGGGUCCUAUUGUCUGCCUUGUGUGAUUGCAAUGGUAUGCCUAAUCUAUAUAACAUAUUUGUUGUCCUUAGGCAAGUUUCUGUUUCUCAGAUUUUAUUGACUGCUUUUGUGAGUCCAUAAUUUUUAAAAAUUCGUGUGUGUGUGUGUGUGUGCCUGCAACGUUAUCUUCAUACAACAUAAUUUAUUCACAUUCCAGUGAGGUGGGAAAUGUGCUGUUGUUAGCUGCCUUGUCUCAUUAGCACACCAAUGUCAAAUUUGCCGUGGCCUUACAUUUUAAAAAAAGCUUUGCAUCGGUUGUUUCUUCAGUUGACCUUGAAAUUCUGCAUUCGUAUUGUUGAUAGACAUAUUAAUUGAUGUGAUUAUGUCAUCAGUUUCUACAAAUUAGGCAUUUUUGCUCAUUUUGAAAAACACUAUGAUAAAGUCUUCAACAUCAA
Messenger RNA from Rhipicephalus microplus (southern cattle tick), 6632 nucleotides. RefSeq lists its product as uncharacterized. NCBI's taxonomy places the organism in Eukaryota, Metazoa, Arthropoda, Arachnida, Ixodida, Ixodidae. The record is from RefSeq and is a predicted model, not a curated record.